AUGCACGCCUUCAGGGCGUGCCGCGGCAGCCGGCACGCUUGGACCUGGUCCUCGGUGCUGCUGGUGCUGGUUGUUCUGUCGAGGUAUCGCGCGGACGCGGUCAGGCAGGAACCGCAACAGCAACGUGUUCCGGUGGAUGGCCAAAUUCAUCCCUGGGGCGCUGCCGCUGCCUCGCCGCGUCGCGCCGGCGCCGCUUUCCGCGCCCGCACGAGGGCGGAUGGGCGCCCCGUCGCCGUCGCCGCCGCCGCCCCCGGCCGGCCGGCGACGGGGCCUGCGCCGCCCACGGCGCGGCGCGCCCUGAAGGAUCACGAGCCGAACAUCCUUCUCCCGAACGCCUCGGCCGCCGUCUGCCCCGGCCCGAUCGUGCCUGGCGCCAAGCUCCUCGUGCGCGUGUCGUGCGUCGUCGGCCUGCUGCCGCGGCGCCUGGGCAUGCCGGGCGCGGAGAUGGCGGGCGUGCCGUCCAAGGCGGUAUCGCUGCCGACAGUCAUCGUUGAUGACAACCUGGAGAACCCGCAGGACAUCGCAGUGCAGCCGG
This is a messenger RNA of Monoraphidium neglectum, 535 nucleotides long. RefSeq lists its product as hypothetical. The record is from RefSeq and is a predicted model, not a curated record. Lineage: Eukaryota; Viridiplantae; Chlorophyta; Chlorophyceae; Sphaeropleales; Selenastraceae. The annotation marks the transcript as partial. The transcript has a single exon.